This is a messenger RNA of Drosophila bipectinata, 1197 nucleotides long. It is a transcript of the gene Or83c, whose product is annotated as Odorant receptor 83c. NCBI's taxonomy places the organism in Eukaryota, Metazoa, Arthropoda, Insecta, Diptera, Drosophilidae. Gene Ontology annotation, biological process: sensory perception of smell; detection of chemical stimulus involved in sensory perception of smell. Gene Ontology annotation, cellular component: plasma membrane. Gene Ontology annotation, molecular function: odorant binding; olfactory receptor activity. The record is from RefSeq and is a predicted model, not a curated record.
AUGAGCAAUCCUGUGUCAACAACUCCCGCAAAUCGCUUUUGCGAUCUAGCCAAGUAUAUUAACAGUUUGACAGACCUGCUGGGCGUGGAUAUUUUGGCCCCAGUACUAAAAUUUAACUAUCGCACAUGGACCACGAUCUUCGCCAUUAUUAACUUUACGGUCUUUACUAUAUACUCGAUCGUGGACAACGGAGGUGAUUGGCUAGUCAGUUUGAAAGCCGGUCUUAUGAUAGGAGGAGUAACGCACGGCACGGCAAAGUUCUUGACCUGCAUUGUGAGACAAAAAGAUAUGCGAAGCUUGACCUUGUUUACCCAAGACAUUUACGAUGAGUACGAGAAAAGGAAUCCUUCCUAUUCCUCCACUUUAGAUGCAAACAUCGAUCGACUGCUGAGAUUUAUGAAAGGAAUUGGAUACGGAUAUAUGGUAACAAAUUUUCUAAUGGUUUUUACUCCGCUAGCAAUGUUUGCCUACAAUGACUCCCGGAUGACUGUGUUGAUGUACGAGAUACCUGGCUUGCCAAUUCAGAAGAAUUUCGGAUACUUUCUAACGUUCUUGAUCCAUUUGCUUACGAUAUGUGUUAGAGGUUUUGGUUUUUACGCCGGCGAUUUGUUUGUUAUGCUUGGUUUGACACAAAUUUUAACCUUUUCGGACAUCCUUAAACUAAAAAUAAAGGAGCUGAAUUCUGUUUUAAAACUCAAGGAGGAAAAGAGAGCUCUGCUGCCAGUCGGUGAACAGAUCGGGGGCGAAGAAGAUCGUCAGAGGUUGCUUAUAGAAAUGAUAAAAUGGCAUCAGCUAUUCACAGACUACUGCCAAAGAGUGAAUAAUCUAUACAAUCCCCUAAUUACCACUCAAGUUCUGGCCAUGGCUUAUGAAAUCUUGGCCACUUUUUGCAUUAAUUUAAACGGUUUGCACGUACCAUCUGCAAUCAAUUUUCUUUUGGCCGCCUAUUGCAUGUCAGUAUACUGCGUAAUGGGAACUCAGAUCGAAUUUUCUUAUGACGAGGUCUAUGAAAACAUUUUCAAUGUUUCCUGGUACGAGUUGUCAGGCGAACAGAGGAAGAUUUUUGGCAUGACUCUACGAGAAUCGCAGAGUCCUCAUAAUAUUAAGCUGCUUGGAGUUUGGUCCUUGUCCGUAAGAACAGCUUUGCAGAUUAUAAAGCUUAUUUAUAGUGCAUCUAUGCUGAUGAAAAGAGGCUAA